Messenger RNA from Darwinula stevensoni, 609 nucleotides. NCBI's taxonomy places the organism in Eukaryota, Metazoa, Arthropoda, Ostracoda, Podocopida, Darwinulidae. The record is from the annotation of a GenBank genome assembly.
AUGUGGGAUUCCGAGGAUGCCAUCCGAGUUGGAGUGUCGAAGCUGGCCCGCGACUACAAGAUGGACCAUCCGCGCAGGGGGAAAGCCCUCGUGUUCAACAACAAACUUUUCCAUUCGUCCCUGGAUCUUGGGAUUCGGAAUGGCACGGACGAAGACAGGGAUUCCCUCCGUCACACGCUGGCUCUUCUCGGUUUCGAGGUCCAGGUUUUCAACGAUAAAUCCUACAAGGAGACCAUUAAAGUAAUAAAAAAUGUCGCAAAGGAGAAUCACGAGCAGUACGACUGCCUUGCCGUGUGCUUCCUGAGCCACGGGGAACACGGCUGGAUCUAUGCAUACGAUGAAGCGUUUCAGCCUGACCGUCUGUGGCUCCCGUUCGCUGCCGAUCUCUGUCCCACCUUGGCUGGGAAGCCCAAGUUGUUUUUCAUUCAGGCAUGUCGAGGAAAACUUGUGGACAAGGGAGUGACGCUGACGUUCGACGAGUCCACGACGGAUUCCAAGAAGGAUACAGAUUUUUACCGGAUCCCCGUCUGUGCCGACUUUCUGGUCACAUACUCCACCGUUCCAGGCAUGAUGUUCACCUCCUUCACGCUUCGUGACAGUCGAAACAUA